This is a messenger RNA of Sclerotinia sclerotiorum 1980 UF-70, 207 nucleotides long. RefSeq lists its product with no specific name. Lineage: Eukaryota; Fungi; Ascomycota; Leotiomycetes; Helotiales; Sclerotiniaceae. The coding region runs from base 1 to 207 and encodes 68 amino acids. The transcript has a single exon. The record is from RefSeq and is a predicted model, not a curated record.
AUGAAGAGGGAUGCAAAUAAUAGGCAUUUUGAGAAGAGGAAUCUGUUGGAAUCAAAGAGGAAACUCUGGGUCCCUAAUAUGAUUGAUACUAGUGAGUAUGCAGAGGAAAGGGAGGUCGAUGGUGGCGAAGGAGGCAAUGUAGGUGAUAUGGUUGAUGAGGACACUAGAAGUGGUGCAGAUAAGGGAAAUGAUGGGAGAAGACAUUGA